Molecule: messenger RNA, 5879 nt
Organism: Esox lucius (northern pike)
Lineage: Eukaryota; Metazoa; Chordata; Actinopteri; Esociformes; Esocidae
Product: multidrug resistance-associated protein 4-like
Exons: 31
Coding region: 192-4148 (1318 amino acids)
Biological process (GO): transmembrane transport
Cellular component (GO): plasma membrane
Molecular function (GO): ABC-type transporter activity; ATP binding; ATP hydrolysis activity
Source: RefSeq, a predicted model, not a curated record
GAAAGACUGGAUGUUACGCGAGCCUGCCAGUUAUGCUAGCCGUCUAACCGGUCCGUCUGUUUUCAGUAGUAGGCUGGCUGCCGGUAAGACAAUUAUGCACAUUUUCUAUUAAGUUGCCUUCUAUAUGUCAUUAAUUGUAUCAUUCCAGCUACGCACAGAGGUUGUUUUUAGUUUGCACUCACUGUCAGAAAAUGGAACCUUUGCGGAAAUUGGCGAAGGAUAAUCCAUCGUCCACAGCUAAUCCUCUUUCCAAGAUUUUCUUCUGCUGGCUGAAUCCUUUAUUUCGUAUUGGCUGUAAACGAAGGCUAGAGGAACAUGACAUGUAUAAAGUUCUCCCAGAGGAUGGAUCCGAGAGACUAGGAGAAGAUCUACAGUGGUACUGGGAUCAAGAAGUGCAGAGAGCUGCAAAGGACCUAUGCACACCCAAACUAACCAAAGCCCUGAUUGCGUGCUUUUGGAGGUCCUAUUCUCUGAUAGGUGUAUAUACUCUAAUUGAGGAAAUUAUCAAAGUUAUUCAGCCAGUGCUUUUGGGCAAGCUGAUCCAGUAUUUUGAGAGAUAUGACCCUGAAGACCUGGCUGGUCUGUAUGAGGCCUGUGGCUAUGCCGCCGGCAUCUCUCUGUGCACCUUGGGGCUGGCUGCUAUGCACCACCUCUACUUCUACCAUGUGCAGAGAGCUGGCAUGAAGAUCCGGGUGGCCAUGUGCCACAUGAUCUAUCGGAAGGCCCUCUGUCUUAACAGCACAGCGCUGGGACAAACCACCACUGGAAAGAUCGUCAACCUCUUAUCCAACGACGUCAACAAGUUUGAUGAGGUCACUGUAUUUCUGCACUUCCUCUGGGUGGGUCCUCUGCAAGCAGCAGCUGUGUUAAUGUUGUUGUGGUAUGAGAUUGGACCAUCAUGCCUUGCAGGAAUGGCUGUCCUGGUGUUCCUGAUGCCUGUACAGACUCUGUUUGGUCGCUUCUUCUCCUCCCUCAGGGGCGAAACAGCAGCCUUGACAGACAACAGAAUCCGCAUAAUGAAUGAUGUGGUCUCUGGGAUCCGUAUAAUCAAGAUGUACGCCUGGGAGAAGCCUUUUGCAGCUCUGGUAGAUGAAGUCAGAAGGAAGGAGAUCUCCAAGAUCAUGAAGAGCUCAUAUCUGAGAGGACUCAACAUGGCCUCCUUCUUCGUGGCCAGCAAGAUCAUCGUUUUCAUCACCUUCAGUGUCUACGUGUUGACGGGGAACAGGAUCUCAGCCAGCCGGGUGUUUGUGGCUGUGUCUCUGUACGGGGCGGUGAGACUCACCAUCACACUUUUCUUUCCCAAUGCCAUUGAGAAAGUGUCCGAGGCUCUCAUCAGCGUCCGCAGGAUCAAGAAUUUCCUGAUGUUGGAUGAAAUUGAGACGCAGCUACUAGGACUCCCUGUGGCAGAUAAGAAGGACUGCAUGGUGGAAAUCCAGGAUUUAGUCUGUUACUGGGACAAGACUCUAGAUGCUCCAACGCUACAGAACCUGUCUUUCACUGUGAGAUCAGAGCAGCUAUUGGCUGUCAUCGGGCCAGUCGGGGCUGGAAAGUCAUCUCUACUUAGCACCAUCCUGGGGGAACUGACCCCAGAUAAGGGUGGGAUCAAGGUUACAGGUGAACUGACCUACUCCUCCCAGCAACCCUGGAUCUUCCCAGGGACCAUCAGGAGUAAUAUUUUGUUUGGCAAAGAGUUUCACCCUCAGAAGUACGAGAGGGUCCUCAGAGCCUGCGCCCUUAAGAGGGACCUGGAGCUGCUGCCUGAUGGUGACCUGGAAGUGAUCGGGGACAGAGGAGCCACCCUCAGUGGGGGACAGAAGGCCCGGGUCAACCUUGCCAGAGCAGUGUACCAGGAUGCAGAUAUUUACCUGCUGGAUGAUCCUCUCAGUGCAGUGGAUGCCGAGGUGGGGAAACACCUCUUCGAGCAAUGUAUUUGUGGCCUGUUGAGGGACAAGCCUCGUAUCCUCGUCACCCACCAGCUUCAGUACCUGAAGGCAGCAGAUCAGAUCCUUGUUAUGAAGGAGGGUCACAUGGUGGCGCGGGGUACGUUUGCUGAACUGCAGGGCUCCGGAGUUGACUUCACCUCCCUUCUGAAGAAAGACGAGGACGCGGAAGUGGAGGGGGAGGAGGCCGCGGUGCCCGCCCUCGGCAGACUCAGCCAUUCUCUGCGCACUCUGUCCUGGAGCUCCAUGCCCUCCCUCUCCUCCUCCAUGCAUUCUGUUAUGGAGGGAGCCGCCCAACCCGAGCCAGUACAACAUGGAGUGGUAGAGAGUCGUUCAGAGGGAACCAUCGGCUUCCAUCUUUAUCUGAAGUACUUCAGAGCAGGUGCUAACGUCCUGGUACUCCUGGCUUUGGUUCUCCUCAACCUGCUGGCACAUACUACAUACAUUCUGCAGGACUGGUGGCUGGCUUAUUGGGCCUCGGAACAGGAGCGUCUUAAUGUGAUUGAGAUCAACCUCAACGGCAGCAGUGGCACACAGCAGCUGGACCUUGACCUCUACUUGGGUGUUUACGCAGGUUUGACCGGGGCCACCAUAGUGUUUGGCUUCCUACGUAGCCUGAUGUUCUUCAAUGUCCUAGUGAGCUCAGCCCAGAGCCUCCACAACCGCAUGUUCGCAUCCAUUCUCCGAAGCCCGGUCCGAUUCUUUGACAUCAGUCCCAUCGGAAGAAUCCUCAACAGGUUCUCCAAGGACAUCGGCCACCUGGACUCUCUGCUGCCCUGGACCUUUGUGGACUUUAUACAGGUGUUCCUGCAGAUCCUCGGGGUGAUCAUUGUGGUGGCCUCCGUCAUCCCCUGGGUCCUCAUCCCUGUCGUCCCUCUCCUCAUCAUCUUCCUGUUCCUGCGUCACUACUUCCUGCAGACAUCCAGGGAUAUCAAGCGCCUGGAGUCCACCACCCGAAGCCCAGUCUUCUCCCACUUAUCCUCAUCCCUCCAAGGCCUGUGGACCAUCCGGGCUUAUAAAGCCCAGCAGAGGUUUCAGCAGAUGUUUGACUCGCAUCAAGACCUCCAUUCUGAGGCUUGGUUCUUGUUCCUGACCACGUCAAGAUGGUUCGCCGUGCGUCUGGAUGGCAUCUGCUCCAUUUUUGUCACCAUCACCACCUUUGGCUGCCUAUUGCUCAGGGAUGAGUUGAAGGCAGGUGCUGUGGGCCUGGCCCUGUCGUAUGGAGUGACCCUCAUCGGAAUGUUCCAGUGGGGGGUCAGACAGAGUGCAGAAGUGGAGAACAUGAUGACAUCAGUGGAGAGGGUGGUGGAGUAUACGGAACUGGAUAGUGAAGCUCCCUGGGAGAUGGACAAACGCCCUCCGCCUGAUUGGCCCAGGCAUGGCCAAAUCACCUUCGACCGGGUCAACUUCUCCUACAGCGUGGGCGGUCCGGAGGUGCUGAAAAACAUGACCGUGGUUUUCAGAUCCAGAGAAAAGGUUGGCAUCGUGGGGCGGACUGGCGCUGGUAAAAGCUCCCUGAUCUCUGCUCUGUUCCGGCUGGCUGAACCCGAAGGCCGGAUAUCCAUCGAUGGCAUUCUGACCUCAGAGAUUGGCCUGCAUACCCUACGCCAGAAGAUGUCCAUCAUACCUCAGGACCCAGUCCUCUUCACGGGCACCAUGAGGAAGAAUCUGGACCCUUUCAGCCAGCACACAGACCAGGACCUGUGGAAUGCACUGGGAGAGGUGCAGCUGAGGACCGUGGUGGAGGAGCUGCCCGGGAGGCUGGAGAUGGUGCUGGCCGAGUCGGGGUCCAACUUCAGCGUGGGUCAAAGGCAGCUGGUCUGCCUGGCCAGGGCCAUCCUCAGACAGAACCGCAUCCUCAUCAUCGACGAGGCCACUGCUAACGUGGACCCCCGGGCUGGACUGGAGCAUUGUUUCUGUGUGGAUACCGAGGUCAUUUCAGCCUCUUUUCCUGUAGGACGGACGGUCUCAUCCAGCAGACCAUCCGGGAGAAGUUUAGGGAGUGCACAGUGCUCACCAUCGCCCAUCGACUCAACACCAUCAUCGACAGUGACCGGAUCCUGGUUCUGGAUGCCGGGAGGAUCCAGGAGUAUGAUGAGCCCCAUGCUCUGCUUCAGAAUCAGGAAGGGCUGUUCUACCAGAUGGUCCAGCAAACAGGCAAGGCAGAGGCAGCCUCUCUGGUCCAUGCAGCCAAACAGGUUCAUCUGAACAAAAGCCAUUCCAGUGUCACUAACCGAUGGACGGACCUGAGCCCGUCUGGAGGCAGCCAUGUUUUCUUCGAGACGGCCCUGUGACAGGCGGCAUCGUUGUUUGACCUUUGACCCCUGUACUGUGGACCUCUGUGCUGGCCCCACCACGAGGAUGCCUCACACACUGUACCAGAGGUGACCAAAUAUUAUCCAGCUAUUGAUUUCACAAUGCCUUUUUCACAACAUCUGUCUGUGCCACUCGUGAAUGGCAUACAUAGGCCGUGUGUCCACAUAAAGCCUCAGGAGCUGUUUGAAACAAUUGUUUGCCUUUAGUUGAAAAACAAAAUGUCUGGUUAUGUUGUAUUGAUUAUGUUUUGCAAUAGUGGUUUCAUAUGUUUGUUGUGUGGCCCCUGGGUCAGGAUUAUUCUGAAACCUGCACUUGGGUGCUUGUAAAGAUUUAGGGGUGUGGAGUGUGUUUACUAGUGCAAUAUAAAGUGGAGAUAUGGCUUAUGCUGGUUGAAUACACAUUUUACAUUAUUUUGAGUAAAACCUACUCAUCUGCACAGCAGGUUUGACCAGUGAGUCUGAAUUAAUUUAAGUAACAUUGAUUUUGUAUUCUUGUGUUUGAACCUUAGACAAGUUAGGCUAGGGACAAUGUACUUGUGUUGUUGUUGCUUUCUAUAAUCAUUGUGCCUUGAUCAGAAUAUCGAUUAUUUGUAAUUACUCUGUAUUCAUUGAUUGUCUUAGGAACCUAGAUUGGUCUUCUUGCACUCUGAGUACAUUUAAGUACAUUUCAUUUACAUGUAAAGAAUUUAGAUGCUUUUAUCCAGAGCGAAAUACAGCAGUGAAUGAAUACAUUUUCACUGAGUAAAGUUACUACCUCUUUUCCGUGAUAAAGAUGAAAACACUUAUAAGGUUAAUGUAGAUGGAUUGUGUUAGCAUGUUUGUAGAUGAAUGCUCAAAAAGGCUAUUAAAUGAUUUGAAAAGCAGGAAGAAACAAAUGGUGUGUACUAUGUUUUUUUCACACAUUGAUCAUCUAUACCAAAAAUGAUGCUGUCUAUUUAUAAUUCCAGCACAGGUUUCUAUGGGUGGGUGAUGACUUUUCAUCAUCUGUCAAUUUGAAUGGAUAUGUUUGCUAUACAUGUACUGUAACAUAACAGAAAAUAUUGCAGUUGGAGUAAAGUUUAACAUUUUUAUGUUUAAGUCAUUUAGCAGAUGUGCAUAUUCAAAACGACCUAAAUUAAUCUUAAAACACCUAGGUGGGACAACCACUAGUACAUAGUACAACCAUGUACACCUAAUUCAGCAAAGUAGCUGUCAGCAAAGUCAGUACUAGAAGGAAGAGGAAAAUAUAUCUGCAGUAUGUUGAGAUUAUUGGGUACAAAAUUUCACAGUUGAUUCAUAUUUCUGCUCUUUAACUGCAAUAUUUUCAGUUAUGGUUCUGAUUGUCUUGUUUUUGUUGAAUGCAGGUACAGUAUAUUUUGACUGUACAAAACGUGUGGUAAUUGAAUUGAAACCAUUGAUCCAGUUUCAGUUAGUGAUCAUUUGCAACACGCUUGGUGGAGCAUUGCACUUGUAACGCCACAGUAGUGGGUUAAAUUCCCACAAGCAGUCAUUUGUUAAAUGUAUGGGACUUUAUGUGGUUUUGGAUGAAUGGCAUAUCGUAUUAUAAUAUGGUACUAGUACCGUCACACUUAAGUGUUUAUCAAUGAGUGGUGCAAGAAAUCAAGGUACAACAUCACCCGUAAAG